Molecule: messenger RNA, 928 nt
Organism: Populus trichocarpa (black cottonwood)
Lineage: Eukaryota; Viridiplantae; Streptophyta; Magnoliopsida; Malpighiales; Salicaceae
Exons: 4
Coding region: 308-535 (75 amino acids)
Source: RefSeq, a predicted model, not a curated record
UUUACUUCACGAAAUCAUGCUUUUGGCCGUGUUACUAAAAGGCUAUUGCACAUGCAGGAUUCCUGGUGCUGAUAAUAAAAGUUCAGAGCUAAAAAUGGCUCAAUUUGGCCAUUUUCAUAAUUCUAUUAGAGGUUCAGGAAGCUGGGGAGCUUAAUAUAGGCCUGUGGAGCAUAAAACGUUGCUAAUUAGGGUGGAGCUUAAUAUAGGUUUGUGGAGCUCAUUACAAUUUAAAAUACACAAAAAAUGUCAUCUUCAUCAUUCUCUCUCAGUUCAAGUGUUUCCUUUAUCGUAACUGAUACGGAAACACAUGAACUUGCUCAUGGCAACCAAAUCAUCCAACGAAGUUCAAAAUAAAGCGAGAGAGAAGAGAACGGACAGGGAGAUUUUACUAGGUUCUGGGGGAGAAACAAAGCCCAGAAGUAGUAGGAACCUUAAGGAAAUCGUAGCCAAGUACAGAAAAUCCAAGGACGCCUCUUCUCCGGCUGCUAGUGCACGAAACAAGCGGGUCCAAAGGCAGGAGAAGCUGGAGCAAUGACACUGAAGAGCUGGAAGGUAGAUCAGAAGACUAUGCAUCAUUGGCAAAUGAAUUUCUCAAGAAAAUGGAGAAACGAAAGUGGUGGCAACUGUGAGAAAGAUAUAAGCCUGAUAUGCUAGCUAUCGGACAGGUUUUAAAGUUUUUCCUUCUGUUUGUUUAUCCCCUUUGUGCAUGGUGAGAUUUCUCCAAGACCCCAACUGGAGAUUAUCAUCACAUACUAUGUGCGAUUUGAAGACAAUUAUGAAUCUGUACUUCGAUAAUAUUGUCUAUGAGUAAGUUUCAACUGUGCUUACUUAUCUACAGAUGAUUUUGGGCUGCACAUUAUAAAAGCAGUUGUCCUCCAACUAAACCUGAACCUUUUAAUUACAUUGGCAGAGCCACACAACUUCCCAA